AGCUGUCUGGUUUGUGUGUGUGUGUGUGUGUGUGUCCUUGUAUGGCCCAACACUAGACAAGCAGCAGGACGUUUCGCAGAGAACAGUCGGAUAUGAGACACUUACUGAGACUUCAACAGGUGGCCACCAGGGCCUUCAAUACAACAGCCAGGCAGAUGAAGAACAGGGUUCCAGAGAAGCAGAAGCUUUUCCAGGAGGACAAUGGUUUGCCGGUCCAUAUCAAAGGGGGAACCACUGAUAUGCUACUCUAUCGUGUAACCAUGACCCUCACUAUUGUUGGCACUGGAUUUUCCUGUUACUGGCUUCUGGUGGCUUCAAUGCCCAGAAACAAAGCAGAAUAAGAAGAGGAUCUGAGAGAACUGUUCAUGUGUCAUAUGAAUUCAGUUGUCAUGACUUUCAUGUUGUACAGACAAUUCUGAUUAAAGAAAAACCUGAUGUAUAGUGUGUAUAAAAUAAA
Ictalurus furcatus (blue catfish) is the source of this 457-nucleotide messenger RNA. RefSeq names its product cytochrome c oxidase subunit 7A2, mitochondrial (gene cox7a1). The record is from RefSeq and is a predicted model, not a curated record. The coding region runs from base 93 to 341 and encodes 82 amino acids. Gene Ontology annotation, biological process: mitochondrial electron transport, cytochrome c to oxygen; regulation of oxidative phosphorylation; mitochondrial respirasome assembly. The transcript is spliced from 4 exons. NCBI's taxonomy places the organism in Eukaryota, Metazoa, Chordata, Actinopteri, Siluriformes, Ictaluridae.